CUCUCCGCCUCUGUCCGUCGGCCAGGCAGCAGCCUCAGUCACGCUCCCCGGAACCAAACAUCAAAAACAACAAUGUCUGAGAAACUUCCCUACAAAGUUGCCGACAUCAGCCUGGCUGAAUGGGGACGAAAGGCCAUCGACAUAGCCGAGAACGAAAUGCCUGGCCUCAUGAAGAUGAGGGAGGUGUACGGCCAGUCCAAGCCUCUGAAGGGAGCCCGCAUCGCUGGUUGCCUGCACAUGACCCUGCAGACCGCCGUGCUCAUCGAAACCCUCAAAGCCCUCGGAGCAGAGGUUCAGUGGUCAAGCUGUAACAUUUUCUCCACUCAGGAUCACGCCGCUGCUGCCAUUGCCAAAUCUGGCGUUCCAGUGUACGCGUGGAAGGGUGAGACGGACGAGGAGUAUGUGUGGUGCAUCGAACAGACUCUGUACUUCAAAGAUGGUGAGCCCCUCAACAUGAUCCUGGAUGAUGGAGGAGACCUCACCAACCUGGUCCACCAGAAGCACCCCAAACUGCUCGCAGGUAUUCGUGGCGUGUCGGAGGAAACCACGACAGGUGUUCACAACCUGUACAAGAUGCUGAAGAAGGGCGAGCUGAAGAUCCCUGCCAUCAACGUGAACGACUCCGUCACCAAGAGUAAGUUCGACAACCUGUACGGCUGCAGGGAGAGUCUGAUCGACGGCAUCAAGCGAGCCACCGAUGUGAUGAUCGCUGGGAAAGUGGCCGUGGUGGCCGGUUACGGUGACGUGGGUAAAGGCUGCGUCCAGGCUCUGCGGGCGUUCGGAGCUCGGGUCAUUGUGACGGAGAUCGACCCCAUCAACGCCCUGCAGGCUGCCAUGGAGGGAUAUGAAGUUACCACCAUGGAUGAGGCCAGUAAGGAAGGAAACAUCUUCGUCACCACCACCGGCUGUGAAGACAUCAUCCUGGGACACCACUUUGAGAACAUGAAGGAUGAUGCCAUCGUUUGCAACAUCGGACACUUUGACUGUGAGAUCGACAUGAGCUGGCUCAACAAGAACGCUGCAGAGAGGAUCAACGUUAAACCUCAGGUGGAUCGCUAUCGUCUGAAGAACGGGCGUCACGUCAUCGUCCUGGCAGAAGGCAGGCUGGUCAACCUCGGCUGUGCCAUGGGACACCCGUCGUUUGUCAUGAGCAACUCUUUCACCAACCAGGUGCUGGCCCAGAUUGAGUUGUGGACGAACACGGCAAAGUACCCGCUGGGAGUCUACUUCUUGCCAAAGAAGCUGGAUGAGCAGGUGGCAGCUGCUCACCUGGAUAAGUUGGGGGUGAAGCUCACGAAGCUAACGGACAAACAGGCCAAGUACCUGGGCCUGCCCACCGAGGGGCCCUUCAAACCGGACCACUACCGCUACUGAGCCUUGAAACCAAGACGAGCUGGAGGGAAGGAGAACUUUGGGAGACCGCCAGACGUCCGUGAUUCAGGGAUGAUUAAAAAGCCAAACGGUUCUUGUUUUGAAUAAAAAGAUUUUAGUUGCUGCGUGUGGAACCAAGUGAAGCAGCUCCGUGCUCAGACCUGCAGCCGUUGAGGCGUCUGGAAACGAAAGUUUUCAGAGAACUGCGACAGCCCAAGGUCCCGCAGCUGCUUCACUUGCUGCAUUUCAGCUCGAAAUGUGCCGUUUCAUUUAUCUUCUCCGCCGUCUCUUCUCUCCAAACCUCUUCUGAAGCUGCAUCUGGUGCUCCGGUGGCUGCGGAAGAAAAUUCCUGUUUUCUGUCAUUCCGUCUCCAUUUAUGGAAGAAUAAAUCCUGAUGCUUGUCCAGACGGUUCUGUGAGACGCAGCCCGAUUCCACAUUAAACCGCUUCCUGUUGGCCUUCGUGUGUUUUCUGCAGCGUGCUGCCAAAUCAACCACCAAGCACCCGCGCCGCUCUGAUUGUUGUUAGUGUGAUUGUGUCAUUGGACCCGAGGGUCAGAAAACGUGCCUUCGGAUCCUCGAACGCUCCGGUCCUGAUCCGUGAAGAUGGACCGAUCCGGCCUAAGUGUUUGUCUCCGUUUUCAGCAAUUUCAGCUCCAAGUGUUCAAACUGUCCAGUUAUAAAUAAAGAUGAAUAAACAGA
This is a messenger RNA of Nematolebias whitei (Rio pearlfish), 2071 nucleotides long. It is a transcript of the gene ahcy, whose product is annotated as adenosylhomocysteinase. The record is from RefSeq and is a predicted model, not a curated record. NCBI's taxonomy places the organism in Eukaryota, Metazoa, Chordata, Actinopteri, Cyprinodontiformes, Rivulidae. Gene Ontology annotation, molecular function: adenosylhomocysteinase activity. The transcript has 11 exons. Bases 73 to 1374 code for a protein of 433 amino acids. Gene Ontology annotation, cellular component: cytosol. Gene Ontology annotation, biological process: L-methionine cycle.